UAUGUUUACAGGUCUGAUGUUGAAGAAACAGUUCACACAGUUUAUCAAGAUGUUUUUGAAGAUGAACAAGAGGAGAAACGACGCGUGCGGGAGGUGAAAUCAUCAAAAAAACAAGUAGUUUUUAAAGGCGCCAAAACGAACGAUGCGUGGAGUCUGGCGUGGCCGAGCAACAAAAAACGGGACAUAAUGUACCGCGAAUCGAACUGUUUUCUGGUCCCCAGUCGCUAUGUGGCGAAGCAUUCGGACAGAAUUUUAAUAAAAAGCAACGAAAUUGGAAAGGAAAGCAAACCGGAUAUAGCUCCGACUGUGGAAGUUGAUAACUGAAAUUUAAUAAACAAUUUUUAAC
Molecule: messenger RNA, 346 nt
Organism: Cydia splendana
Lineage: Eukaryota; Metazoa; Arthropoda; Insecta; Lepidoptera; Tortricidae
Exons: 4
Source: RefSeq, a predicted model, not a curated record